Messenger RNA from Eufriesea mexicana, 905 nucleotides. RefSeq lists its product as uncharacterized. NCBI's taxonomy places the organism in Eukaryota, Metazoa, Arthropoda, Insecta, Hymenoptera, Apidae. The coding region runs from base 363 to 785 and encodes 140 amino acids. The transcript is spliced from 2 exons. The record is from RefSeq and is a predicted model, not a curated record.
AAAGAUUUCACGAGAAUUUAGUUCAUCGUCGAAAAGAGAAAUUAGUGUUCCAAAAGAAAGAUGCCAGUGAUGAUGAAGCGUACAUUUCCCCAACGUAAACUUUGUGCUUCCAAAGAUGCGUACGUACACAUGCAUCUGGGGAACCGGUCACGGGAAGUUGUAGCGAUUUCCCAUCGACGUAUGACUCGACCGGUUCUGUGGUGGGGAAUCCAGUAUCUGCGGAUUUAUAUACAAGAGGCACCAUCGCUUUGAAUAGAUUAGUUCCAACCGGUGUAAUCGAACGGUUAGUCUGCAGUUCUUAGGGAAACACCAUACGUGCAAAUUGUGUAUCUUAUUGGAAACCAGGAAAUUAAAACGAAAUCAUGAUAAAAUACGCAGCAAUUUUAUUCACCAUGUUUAUUUUGGUACAGUCACAGCGACCGUAUUAUGCUAAAAACAACAGAACUUAUCCUGGGGUACUUGUACAAUACCUGAAUAAUCAAGACUCAACACCUGUUUCUGGUACUGAAGCUCUUGGAAGUCGACUUGAUUCAAAUAGUAGCAGUUUACCAGGGUUAGAAUCUGCAGUGACCAGUACUCCGAUGACUACUACGUCAACAAUUCCACCAGAUUUGCCAGUAGAUGCUUUGGGAGAUGUUAACUUAAUAAAUCGAAUCAAAACCUGGCCAAGAGAAAAGCAGCCGUUCUGGUAUAUCAACUGGCAACAGAUUCAAGAACACCGUGGUAGCACGAGAAAUAGAUCAGAACCGAAUCCAACGGAAACCAGAUCGUUUUUCGCGGGUUAAAAAAAAAGUGUUUGGAAUGUUAUUGCUUUAUGUUUAAUCUGAGACGACACGCACUGCCGUCACUAUUUUACUAGUCAAAUUGAAUACUGUUUUUUUGUAAAACUUACUCAACCGAUGAUG